Bombyx mandarina (wild silkworm) is the source of this 554-nucleotide messenger RNA. RefSeq lists its product as uncharacterized. The record is from RefSeq and is a predicted model, not a curated record. NCBI's taxonomy places the organism in Eukaryota, Metazoa, Arthropoda, Insecta, Lepidoptera, Bombycidae.
AAAUUAUUUCUAAAACAUGGGUCUAUUACAAUCAGUAUUUUGUUCCAUGACAUUUUGUGUUGAAAGAGUAUUGACGUGGACUUGCUGUGCCUUCGUAUUGAUGCUCAUGAUGUUUACUAUUGUUUUAUUGAUGGUUUAUGGCAUAUCGGUCGGUUAUCACUACGCACAGAAAGAACUGGCUUCGUUUGCAAUGUCUUCGAGGACCACGACAGAAGAGUCGAUGGUGAGGGCUGGGCCAAAGAACUCGGUUGUUCGACUUUUGGCCGUAAACCGAUCGGAGGUCGACAAUGCGCCAGAACCAUUGCUUGAGGUUUACAAAACUCAGAAACCGGUUGAGAAAUUAUUCCUGGAUCCGACUGAAACGCCCAUCGUUGUUCUUGAAACUGAAAACCCACCUGAAGAGCCAAAGCUGUCUCCUCAAGAAAAGGAAAUAGCGCGCAGACUUAUCGGAAGGUUCCGGCGCUCCAGGAAUACCACAACCACAAGCACCCUCCAACCUUUUUUCAGAGCACUGAAGAAUACUACCACACUACUCUUGCAAACAUAGCUUUUUA